Messenger RNA from Diachasma alloeum, 1240 nucleotides. RefSeq names its product UMP-CMP kinase 2 (gene Dak1). Gene Ontology annotation, biological process: CDP biosynthetic process; UDP biosynthetic process; 'de novo' pyrimidine nucleobase biosynthetic process. NCBI's taxonomy places the organism in Eukaryota, Metazoa, Arthropoda, Insecta, Hymenoptera, Braconidae. Gene Ontology annotation, molecular function: ATP binding; UMP kinase activity. Gene Ontology annotation, cellular component: cytoplasm; nucleus. The record is from RefSeq and is a predicted model, not a curated record. The transcript has 3 exons. Bases 229 to 879 code for a protein of 216 amino acids.
AGCCUUUCCACGAACAUUACGCAAAAAAUAAUUGAACACCGCUUCCCACAACUGUAGGCCCCCCAACCCCGCCAAAAAACCCCUCAAUAAUGGAGCAAAAAUUCCCCAAACAAUCCUCAAAUCCCCGAGUGUCCGCGAGUGUGAAAAUCGAUCAGCUGUGAUCCGUGUGUCCCCCCCCGAAUACCUUCUCAAAUUCUCACGUCGAAAUAGCCUCCAAAUUUCCUCAGAAUGAUAUUCCAGAGGUUAACGACAGGUCUACGACAAUUUGCUAGAGUCGCUAUGCAGAAGCCGGAGGUGAUAUUUGUGCUCGGGGGGCCGGGCUCUGGUAAAGGCACAACUUGUGCUAAAAUCGUUGAUAAAACUGGAUAUGUGCACUUGUCUGCGGGCGAUCUCCUCCGUGAGGAGCGGGCCAAACCCGGCUCGGAAUUUGGGGAACUCAUCGAGGGACACAUCAGGAAUGGCACCAUCGUACCGGUUGCAAUAACUUGCAGUCUCAUUGAUCGGGCUAUCCAGACGUCUAGUCCUCAGAAGAAGUUUCUCAUUGAUGGCUUCCCGAGGAACCAGGAUAACCUGGAUGGCUGGACAAAAGAAAUGUCCGAUAAGGCUAUUGUAAAAGGAGCGAUUUAUCUGGAGUGCAGUGCCGACGUGUGCACCCAACGCUGCUUGAAUCGUGGCCUCAAGGGUAGUGGUAGGAGUGACGACAACAUGGAGUCACUUAUCAAGCGACAUGAAACCUUCAUCAAGGACACAAUGCCAAUGGUCGAGCAUUUUAAGAAGCUCGGAUUGCUCUAUCGAUUCGACUCCGAGAAAUCCCCGGACGAGGUAUUCGCCGAUGUCUUCGAGAAGCUGAAGGAAAUCAGCUGGGUCGACAAACAAUGAGCUCACCACGACUGACGAUUUCAAUGGGGUAUUAAUUAUACAUUAGAUAAUUGUUCAAACAAUCAUGUAGAAUUUUCUUUACAUUUUAUUUCUUUUUGUGGAAUUUUUUAUUGAGCCUGUAUCAUGUUUCGGCUAGUGAACUCCUGACGGUAAGCAAUAUUUUUGAGGUACUUACAAACAUUCCUUGUUCAGAGGCGCUAAACUCAAAUGCAGAGAUGACAUUUUUUAGUCAAUAUCAAUGAAAAUCGCGGAGACGAUUAAUGUAUUACGAUCAUGUUUGAAGAGCGAGGGGAACAGUUGAUGAUUAUUGUAAUGGAACAUGCAGUUGCAAUGUGAAAUAUAUAUUUGUGGCAUUGAGAAA